AUGUGCUGCGCGCAGGCGCUGGCUGUGAACGCUCGCUCGGACAAAGAUGUUAGCAGCUUUGCGGGUCUAACCGGCCUCUCGCCGCCAAGCGAACACAAGCAACGGAGGUCGACUGCCCAGGGCGAGGAUCUGGAGAACGAACAAACCGAGAUGCCGAUUGAGGCUCGCCUUCCUCACUUGUGGGGGGUAAAACGGGGCCGCGACGUCCCCGCGCGCGGUGCGGUGCUCAAGGUGAUUGACGAGGACCAACUUUCCAAGCGUCGGUCUGUUUCCGGAACGGCAGUCGAGCGGGAAGUGUCAGUCUCAAACCAUGCGCGGAGCGAACCCUUCCCGGCAGCUGUCCAGGUCAGGGGAGAACGGCUCCAGUGCCGAGAGGCGUCGUGCCAUCCAUUCAGCCAAGAACAGAGACCGGGCGUGCCUCCAGUCGCUCCAACCUCGCGUUUUGAGUCGCCGCGCAGCUCUCUUGCCGCGGCGGCUCUCGCUGACGACUGUGUCUUCACGGUCGGUGGCGAAGAGACGUUGGCCGAUCACUUUUGCAGUGCGCAGCUGUUCGUCACUCCCCGGUGGUCUGAUAACGGCCUGGGCCUCGACGCUUCUCAGCUGGAAGCUGCGCAUGCGAUGCAAAUGUCACCAUUUCCGGACAGCCACAGUCCGGUGGGCGCAGGGACAGCUGGAGAAGCCUGUGCCGCGACACCGUGGGUGUCUACGUCUCGGGAUGUCUUGACGCCGACACUCACGGGAGAGGACGAUGCGACGGCGGCUGUCGACGCGGCGAGGGCGGCGACGGCUGCUCUCUUCUCCGACUUUCAUACGGGGCUUACGCCUCGCACUCCCACUGCGUGUGGAGUGGACGUGGAGCCGCUCAGAGUCUGCAUGCGAGACACGUCUCCCGUCAGUUCCCCGUUUGUCUCGGGCGCGGCGCGUUCCGUGCGGGGCUCUCGGAAGUCCCGGGAGGGAGGCAGCAAGGGCGACUUCCCUGCGGCAGCGGGUUCGCAGUCCGUCCGCGGUGUUUCUCUUGGGGCGAGCGCAUGCGAGACGUACUACCUGCACAGCCCAGCAUUCUGCAGUUUCCAGGUCGGCCGCCUGUCCACCGGGAGCGCCAGCAGUGUAGACAGUGUCGCGUCAGAGGGAUGCGAUUGCCGUUCGCGGUGCGUCCACGGCCAGAGCUGCUCGGCGUGUCUCGGUGACUGCGAGAUGAAUCAGUACCCGAUCGUCGUUCAGCAGGCGUACCUGGCGUCGGAGGUGGCGGCUGGAGAGGCGCGCGGGGCGCGUUCCCACACACACCGGAAGAGGGGCCGCGUCAAAGAGGACCCGGCGGCAAAGGCGUCUGCAGAGCUGGAAAACCGGGGACGGAACGGAGGGACGAAACUGGCGAACAAAAAGAUUCCACGUCAUUUCCUGGGCGAGCCUGAAAAGGCGGGCAGAGGCAUGCGCGGCCGACCGUCCCAGCGGAGUGUCGCGGGGAGUAAAGAUGAAGGUGCGCGAUUGGUCGCCGAGAAGCUGGCGAGCGUCAAAAACCAAAAGGCGCAGCAAGACCGGUGGAAAGUCGUGGAGCGAAUCCUGGUGACCGCUGAGGAAGAAAAAAGAGCCAGCUGGUGGCGCGACGACGAAGCAGGCGACAAGUUGGAAGGAGAGGAAAGUGAAGAGGAAGAUGAGAGUUUUUGA
This is a messenger RNA of Neospora caninum, 1665 nucleotides long. RefSeq lists its product as hypothetical. The transcript has 2 exons. Bases 1 to 1665 code for a protein of 554 amino acids. Lineage: Eukaryota; Apicomplexa; Conoidasida; Eucoccidiorida; Sarcocystidae. The record is from RefSeq and is a predicted model, not a curated record.